AUGGCACGCUCGAGCUCACCAGAAGACUCGCCUGCUCCGCCAGACGAGGACCGCCUCGCGCAGCUCGAAGCGCUCCUUGCAGACUCGCUCUUCUCAGCGCCCACUCGUAAUCACCCAGCACCCGCACCGGAAGACGCCGGUUCCCGCCCAACCAAGCGCAAAAAGACAGAGGAGAACGGCGAGGCUGCGCAAGACGCGUCGGAGGCAGGAGCGUUGACGGGAGAGGGAUCUGUCGCUUUCCGCCUGUUCAGCACUCAGAAGACACCGCAGAAGGUCGUAAUCAGGGAGGCAGCGUCGCCAGAGCCUGUUGUCCGCGACCCACGGAUCCGAGAUGUCGACGACGAGUCGCCCGAGGCGCGAAAUCGGCGACGGAAAGCGAUCGCGUCGGUCGCUGUCGACGGAGAGUCUGUCUUGUCGCAGUCUCGCUCUCUUUUCUCCGCCGAUCCGCCCUCGCAUCGCCUUACGCACCGCCUACUCGCCCGUCCGCCCUCUGCUCCCUCCCAUCCGCUCGCCUCCUCCUCUCAUCCCUUCGUCCGCCCCUCAUCCGCAACCCCCGCGCCGACUCUCGCGUUCCUCGACACGCUCCUCCCUCCCUCCUUGCUUACGAAAUCGCCUUUCCCCGUCCCCUGCAUCGAAGACGACGACAAGCUCUCGGCGGAAAAAGACCCGUCCAAGCGGCCUCCAGAGCGACCGCACGACGGCCUGAUCGCGCGUCGACCAUUUGAGGGUGUGUAUGCGCAAGGAGAGGGGAGAAAAGAGCGGAUGCCGAAGCGGAAUGAGGUUAUGCGGCUUGGAAAGGGGACGGGCUUGGGGCGGCUGGUUGUCAGGGCUGUGUACCCUGAGGAGGACGCCAAGCUGGGCAUGGGAGAGGGCAAGAAGCGGAAGAGGGUGUCCAAGGAGCGCAGGGAGAGGGAGAGGGCGAGACGGAGUGCGGUUGAGACGGGAGCGAAGUCGUAG
Messenger RNA from Rhodotorula toruloides NP11, 957 nucleotides. RefSeq lists its product as uncharacterized. The record is from RefSeq and is a predicted model, not a curated record. The transcript has 4 exons. Bases 1 to 957 code for a protein of 318 amino acids. NCBI's taxonomy places the organism in Eukaryota, Fungi, Basidiomycota, Microbotryomycetes, Sporidiobolales, Sporidiobolaceae.